GAAUUCCCGACCCGACAGCAGACCGACUGCGCAUGCGCGGACGAAAACUCCAUGAUUUUUUUUUUUUGGCACGGGAUCCUAAGGAAAAAUAGGAACUUGGAAACGAAUAUAAACUGAAAGCAGCAUCACAAAGGCAUUAUCAAUCCCUCGCUCGCAUAUGUACACAGUAAAGACGCGUAGGAGCGCGCCGAAGCGUUGAAUGAAGCGAUCGCACGCUCCGCGGCCGAGCAGGAUUCACGCGAAAUUGGACGACAAUGCACGGGGCGCAAUAAAACCAAGCGUUAUUGCUCUUUGUUUUUAAGCAGGACGGCUCGGAUGGUGCGCGGGGAUGUGGCUAAAAAUCACACGGCGUUAAUAACAGCUCCCGCAACGGCGACAUUUGCGACUCAAGUCCGUCUUGACGCUUGUUCAGUCUUCAGUCUGCGUUGUGCAGCGCGCCGAAGAAGCAGGAAACUUCGUAAACACAGAGAUUGUCAGCUUCUGGAGAGUUCCAUAGAAGCAUCCCAGUCCGUUUGAGAGGACCGGAGAGGAUUGCGUGUCAAUUUGUUGUAUUGCUUUGUGCUUCGUUAAUGCUGUGUAAACGUCCUCCAAAGAGUGUCUUUCACAAUUGGUGCUGACCAAGGCUGUAUAAAAAUGAAAAGGAGCUGGAUGUGUGCGAGCAGAAAAUGACGGGGGGCAGUGAGAGUGCAGCAGGAGAAAAAGAUGGAGGUACGACUCUCAUCGCUCAGAUCCCGGUUGGCUGGCAGAGGAAGAUGGAAGCUGGGGCUGUAUCUUACAUCAGCCCAAGUGGUACAGUCCUUCGAUCUGUGGAUGAGUUGAGGGUGUAUCUGCGGACAGACGGCACAUGUAAGUGUGGUCUCGAGUGCCCGCUAGUCCCAAAUAAGGUCUUUAAUUUUGACCCUGCUGCGGUGGUCCAAGCUCCUGGUCAUCAGUCAGGGAAAAUAGAGGAAGACAUGACCAAACUCUGUAACCAUCGCAGGAAAGUUGAUGCCAUGGCGGCGUUAUGCCAAAGCAUGCAGCCCUCCCAUCUUCCCUCGUCGGCUCAAGCCACAGGAGGUGUUGUAUGCUCAGUGGAUGGCAGAGAGCUGAGAGGAUCAAUGGUGGCUCAUGGAGACGGCACCCACUGCACUUACCCUCAGCAAAGACACAACCAACCCAAAUCCAACAUUGGCUUUCCUCUGUCCUCUCCCCGUGCUGUUGUGCAAAAUGGUUCUGUUAGCCUUGCCUCUAUUUCUCGGCCUCUAGAACAGGGUUCACCUUUAAAGAAACCUCAAACGCCAGUGGGCUGCAUGCCUGGUUACGCGAAACAGCAGUGGAGCCCUCAUCCACCGCAAAGGACAGUGCACAGCCCCACUUCUCCUAACAGUGUUAAACCUGGUGUACACACGCAUAUGCAUCCUCCAGACCCCUCCAGUUCCUAUUCCUUAUCCCCGUCUUCAUCCUUUGCGCUGAGUGGUCGAGCAGCUCCGCCACACUCCCAGGGAGCAAGUGUUAAGUCGCCCUCUCCUCUGUCACCCUCACGUACCUUGGACACUUUCUCACCCCACCAACGCUCUCGCCACUCUUCGACGUCCUCGCUCUCAGAACACGUGGCCCAAGGGUCCGUCUUCAUUCAGGGGGGCAAACCGUUGCAGCCCACCAUGCCGUGCUCCUCUCCCAAGCUUCCUCUUGCGCCUUCCAGUCCAUGUAGUCGCUUGGAGGGCAUACUGCAGCACUACAAAGACUGUAGUACCUCCAACACAAGCUCCAGUGCUAAUUCUAGCAACCAAAGCAACCAUCAGAUGUCACAAGCCCUGUCGUUGGUGCAUCCCAACGCAGGCGGCAAGAGGAACGGAGUGAGUUCUGCUCAAGCCCCAGGACUGCUUGGCCUUCCACUAGGACAGAUUCUCAACCAACAGAAGAGCCAGCAAAAGGGCCACAUCAAUAACUCCUUCCCGGCCAGCAGCCUCCUCUCUGCGGCCGCCAAAGCCCAGCUGGCCAACCAGAAAACCCAGCUCAAUGCAGCCGAUGCGCUGGCCGCACUCCCUCUUACGGGCUUGGACAAGGAACAGCAGUCAAAGGUAUUGAUUAGCACUUUAAACAGUAGCGUCCACCCAACUUCUGCCAGAACACAGUCCCUGACCGCCCUGUUGCUUCCGCACUCCCCUUCCCUUUCCCCGGCUUCCCCUGCUGUCGCUAAGAAAAAUUUGCGGCGCAAACGGCAGAGACGCUCGCCCACCGUUUUGGGCAUGCUCAAAGACUCGCAGUUAGGUCUGACUGCAGGAGAUCUCUCCGGGCCGCCUCUGCUUAUCUCCCCAUGCCUUUUGCCACCUUUUCCUCCUGUACCUCACUUAGACAACUACCGGCUACCUGUCGCUCUUCCGAAUGCCUCCAGGUUGCAGGAUUCGGAGGAAGGCAGGAAGCCAGGACUUGCUAAUUCCCUCCCACUUUCCUCCCCAUCUUCAUCCCAGCCCCUUUCCGCCCUGCUUCAGCUUCUUAGCAUGCAAAGCGCAACCCAGCAAUCCAGCGGCGCCACUGCCAUGCCUGGCAACAGGCACACAAACACGUUGCCCUCUUCACCGAGACCAAUCACUCCACAGACGCCCCAGUGCAACGUGCAGUCCACAUUACGUUUACUCAACCCCACCCCGCAACCUCAACCCCAAAGCACAGUGCCCAUGCCAGAACCUCCUAUCCAGCAACCCCCAUCCCAACCCUUUCCUUUGAUGGGUGACGAGACAACAAUGAACCUCAAAACAACCUCCAAUAACACCAUUCUGAACUUGAGCCAGCCCUACACGGGCACAACGUCGGACCUCAACAGUUCAAUUCUGAGCAUGAUGAACCAGAUGUCCUCAACAUGCUUUCCCUCAUUCCUGGACAAAGGUUGUGGAUCCAAAACAACAGAGACUUGUCCUGACCACAGUACCUACCAAAUUAACCAGUCAAACCACAACCAAGCUGUGGAAAGUAAAGGUCCUGUAGAGACGAUGGAUCAGCCGGACUCAGACACAAGAUUGCUGGGUGGCUGUGAGCCCGACCACAGCCUCUCUCUGCCCAAUGCCCCCUCUUCCGACCUUUCUAAUCCCUCAACCGACCCCGCUGUUUCCCUUGCAGAGGCUUUUCCCUUCAUGUCCCAAGAACAGCUCCUCCAGCUUCUUUCCUCCAACGCCGGUCUGCCUUCCCUGCUGCCGCCCUUCCUUGGCUCCCUGCCUUUAGGGUUCUGGACGGGCAGCCAACCUUCUGUGCCCGGCGGCAACCAAGCCCAGCAUCAACAGCCAGCCAGUGCCAUCCUAAACCAGGGCUCUCCUCUCAAUGUCCUAAACCAGGGCGAGCUUCCUCUCAACCUCGUGAGCCUGUUAAAUCCGCCAGGUUCUGCUGCACCGCUGCCCCCUGUUGCAGGGCUGGAAGGUGGUGAAAAACCGCCUGGGCUUCAAGCCCUCCUCAUGGCUUCGUUGCUGCUUGGCCAGAAUCCGGCUGCCAUGAUGCCACUACCAGCGCUCAACCUGGAGCUUCCUACGCCACCGCAGCAGGUCUUUGCGGACGGAGUGUCCCUGGAGAAGACCCCCGCUCUGCUGGACUCGGUCCUGAUGGGGCCGGGGCUCCUGGAGGCUCUUCAAACUCUAGCGCCCAGUGCAGACGGCCAGUCGCUACUUCUUUCCGCCUCCCUCACUCCACCCCCUCACGCCUUCUUGUCCCUCAACCCUGCUCUGCUGGCCGCAGCUCUUGCCCAGACAGAACCCCUACCCAACCACGCACCAUCCCCCCCGCCUCAUUCUCAGGGGACUCUGUCCAGCCCUGCUCUAGUUUCUACCUCGGUGUCCUGCGGCCCUCUGGUGUCCAGCACGGGGCCGGAAGUGUGUGACCCUCUGGCUGAGCAGGACAAGAACAACACCCAGACACCUCAUUUCCUACCGCCUCUACUCGCCCCUGGGGUUCUUGUUGCUGAUGAACAUGAUGCAGGACGACCGACUGACUGUGUGAUGAAGCCUGCUGAAGAUGUGCACACAGGAGCCAGAAGGGGGCGCAAGAGGAAACAGUCGCUGCAGAGAGGUGGCAUCGACAGCAUCAUCGAGGAGCCGACGAUAGUGCUGUCCAGAUCCACGCGGCCCGCCAGAGGGAAGAGGCGCCGCGUCGUCCGAUAGAUCCGACCGUACUUUCCCGCCAACACCAGCACUGUUGCCACGGCAACACCGUCUGAGCCGCACUGUGAAGAGUCUCCGAGAUUCUCUCCUCCUCCGUCUGUUUGUGUUCGUUCACCUUCUGUUACCACGAAUGCGACUGAUGCUACAUUGUUACAUUUGCAAACCGUUACCAGGCAACCAAUGAUGACUAUUGAUAAAUUGUUGCGUCAGUUUAGGAAUAGUUAUUGUUUGUUAACUCAGUUACUUAUGCUUCUUGUUUCAUGAUCGAGGUCCAGUGUGAUUGACAGCUCUGAUUCAAAGGAAUAGUU
Sinocyclocheilus rhinocerous is the source of this 4432-nucleotide messenger RNA. Its product is annotated as methyl-CpG-binding domain protein 6. The record is from RefSeq and is a predicted model, not a curated record. Bases 666 to 4124 code for a protein of 1152 amino acids. Lineage: Eukaryota; Metazoa; Chordata; Actinopteri; Cypriniformes; Cyprinidae. Gene Ontology annotation, molecular function: DNA binding; chromatin binding. Gene Ontology annotation, cellular component: nucleus; chromocenter. The transcript has 12 exons.